Molecule: messenger RNA, 2743 nt
Organism: Osmerus eperlanus (European smelt)
Lineage: Eukaryota; Metazoa; Chordata; Actinopteri; Osmeriformes; Osmeridae
Gene: grem2b
Product: gremlin 2, DAN family BMP antagonist b
Exons: 2
Coding region: 453-953 (166 amino acids)
Biological process (GO): animal organ morphogenesis
Molecular function (GO): receptor ligand activity; BMP binding
Source: RefSeq, a predicted model, not a curated record
CCGCCAGAAGCCAGACUUCAAACACAGAGACAGGACGCACUGAAAAGCACACAGGCACACAGGGAGAGAAACACACAGACACUGACGCAGAGAUAUAGAAAUAGAAGUACAUCACGCAACAGACCGAAACAGAUGCAGAUACAGGCUUAGACGGAGAAGAGUGAAAGACAUCCAUCCAGCCUCCAAAGUGCCAGGCCACGCUGACCCGCGGACCCACCUUUGGGUUCUUGUUCAUGGGCAUCCGAACAGCCUCUGUACCUGAGCCCAAAACCAGCACCACUACCUGCAGCAGGACCUCCCCAGCCCGGCUCUGAAUGUGACCCGCGCUGGAAUACUCUGACACCCCCACGGAAGAGAGAGAGAGAGAGCAGAGACGAACGAGAGAGAGAGAGAGAGAGAGAGAGAGAAACUGACAGAGGCUGGGAGCAUCUUAAUACCCUUUGGGAUAAAAGAUGUAUUGGAAAGUGGUGCUGUCAGUCAUGCUGGCUGGUGUUCUAUUCGCUGUGGGGGAAUCCAGGAAGACCCGCCCCCAGGGCUCCAUCCCUUCUCCUUUUAAGGGAAACGGCAACACCUCUGACCGCCGCACACGCAAACAGGAAGUGUUGGCCUCCAGCCAGGAAGCACUGGUCAUCACGGAGAGGAAAUACUUGAAGAGUGACUGGUGCAAGACGCAGCCCCUCCGGCAGACGGUGAGCGAGGAGAGCUGCGUGAGCCGGACCGUCAUCAACCGCUUCUGCUACGGACAGUGCAACUCCUUCUACAUCCCCCGGCACGUCAAGAAGGAGGCAGAGUCCUUCCAGUCCUGCGCCUUCUGCCGGCCACACAAGUUCACCACGCUCACCGUGGAGCUGGACUGCCCCGACCUCCAGCCGCCCUUCCGCCACCGCAAGAUCCAGCGGGUGAAGCAGUGCCGCUGCAUAUCCGUCAGCGUGGGCGACGUCGGCAAGCAGUGACCAGGUCUGAGGCCGAGGGCCACCUGGAGUGUGGACUGCAACGGUGGGAGUGUGGACUGCAGACGUGGGGAACCUGCUGUGUAUUAGGCAACCUUUAUAUACCCUCGACCAGCCUACACUGCCACGCUCGGGUUUCUGGGUCUCCGAACACUCUUCCUCCCCAAGAGAUCUUCUGAGGAGCCCGAGUCCUCUCACAAAGACACUUGUCCGUACACCCUGAGUGUAUGAGGGUGAAAACACCAAGUUUGAUGUUUAUGACUUUCUUUACAAUUACACAUACACAGUGCCAAAAAAACAAUAUCAGAACAGGACCGUUUUAAGGACAAGGAACAUCAGACCUCUCCCAACAAAAAGAGACAUUGAAGAGGCCAAGAUUCGCAUCAACUUCUGAGACAGACUCUAUGAAAGACAUUCCACAGCAGAUUGAAGGCCGUAUGAUUGACCCCUGAAUAUGAACUCCUGUAGUUCACCUGGUUCUGGGUAUCUGAGUAUUUCGUGUGAGCAUCACAGACUAACAGAGUAUGAUCUGCUAUCCACCCUCUCCAUGCCCCUCUGAACUGUGACUGGAGUGUGUGUGGGGGGGGUCUUGAGAGUUAGAUAUCCAGAUAGGAGAGACUGGGUCAGUACGCCACUCAGAGCUCCGUCUGAAGAAGGAGGAGUUGCUGACUGAGUGAAGUCUUGCCACACCAGAGUGGAUCUUUCAUAACUGUGUUGAAUACCUUAUUGCAGUUCCAAAUAGCACUAUAUUGCUCUGUAUAAAUAAAUAAACAUUAUUACUAGACAGCACAUUAUAGAGAUUAUAUCAAAUGGUACAAUAAAAUAAUUUAUAUAUCUAGAAAUAUGAAUAAAUUAUACACUAAAUCUAUUAACUGUGUUAAUUUUUUGCCUUUGAGUAACUGGUAGUACUCAAAGGUGAGUAAAGUUUGUCAGAUGUUUUGCCACUACACUGUUCAGAAACUGCAAUCUAUUAAAAUGAGAUCAAAAAACAUGAAACCAAAUACAAUGCUGAAUUUAUUCAUCCUUUUAUUUUACAUAAAUUACACUCCUCCCGAACCAAAACAAAAGAUCUGGUUUAUACAAACACUUAUUGCACAUGGAGGAUUCAAACCUCAAACAAAUCCAGGAUUGUUAAGUGAUUGACAUGCUGGGCACAGAACACAACAUUAACAAAAGAAUGUUACACAAUUGAAUACUACUUUACAUUGAUAAAAUCAUCGAAUAGCAUUUUUAAAUAUAUAUUUUUGCAACCAAGUCAAGUGUUGUAAUUUAAAUGCAAAAUUAAACAUUCCUCUGAAUACUUUCUUACAAUGUUAGUGUCCAAAGAAAUGUAAUAACCUUCCCCACCCAACUCUCACAAACAAACUUAAGAUUCAAAAUGAGCAUUUCAUCUUAAAUAAGUGAGUCAGUUAUACAUUUACAGAGGUUAGGCAUUUUCUUUCUCAUACUUUGGAUGACACAGAUGUACGUUGCCAAAGAUUUUGUACUUUAGAGCAGAUGUGCCCGUACAGUUACGGAAAGCUCCAGAAAGCAGUUGACUGCCGUAAUUUAGCUGAGCUCAGAGAUCGUAUGUCCACAUUCAGAGGUUUUGUUGACUCAAAACCAACUCAGACGAGCUGGAUCCUUAUUUACCUGGACACAGACUUUUUUAUUUUAAUUCAUUUUUUAAAACACCUUUGUUUUAAAAAUUGUAAUCAAGUAGGAUUUGAACAACAUUGAGAUUGAACUGAUGUAACUUAAAUUGUGUUUUGAAUGCAAGAUUAUUAAAAAAAUAAUACUGUUGAAGGACCUGA